AUGGCCGAGCCGGUGCCGCUGGAAACCUUCGAGCGCGCACCGCCAGCCCGUGCUGCACAGUCGUCGUCCUCGUUUGCAUAUCCUCCUGGACGGACAGAGGGGGACGAGGAGGAGCGGCGGCGGCGGCAGCUGGAGCUUGCAGGAGACGAGGAGCUGGCCCGCAACCUCGCGGCCCAGCUGCGCUUGACCUCCCCAGCAGAGACAGCAGAUUCCGCAGGCGGCCUGCAGUCAGAAGCCUUCCGAGACGACGACAGGCGGCUACCUCGAGUGGGAGACCGAAGUAGCCCAGACAGUCCAUACAGAGGUGAUGCAGACACAGACAGAAUGCCUGGAGUGGAGUACCAUGCGAUGGACUCAGACACCGAGGAUGCUUUCUAUGCGGAGCCCCCAAAGGCCGCCGGGUACCAUCACGUUAUCUGCAACGUCCUCGUCAACCUUUUCCGCGCGGGGGGAGGCUGGGGCUCUCGUGUGCAGAAUGCCACAGACGUGAGGUUCAGAUGA
Symbiodinium natans is the source of this 501-nucleotide messenger RNA. The record is from the annotation of a GenBank genome assembly. Lineage: Eukaryota; Dinophyceae; Suessiales; Symbiodiniaceae.